Metarhizium robertsii ARSEF 23 is the source of this 2625-nucleotide messenger RNA. RefSeq names its product peptidase. The record is from RefSeq and is a predicted model, not a curated record. Bases 1 to 2625 code for a protein of 874 amino acids. Gene Ontology annotation, biological process: proteolysis. NCBI's taxonomy places the organism in Eukaryota, Fungi, Ascomycota, Sordariomycetes, Hypocreales, Clavicipitaceae. The transcript is spliced from 5 exons. Gene Ontology annotation, molecular function: serine-type endopeptidase activity.
AUGGGCCAUCCCAAAAGUCGCGUCUUCGCCUCGGAGAUGCUAGCCUCGGUUGCUUCAGAGGCGUCGGAUAUUCUCUUCCCAAUUGCCAUUGCGAACAUGAGUGCUUCCGCAGGCGAGAUAGCCACUCGACUUCGCUAUAUCGGCGGGGACUUGUUGGAGCAGCAGCUUUAUCAGCUUCCUCCAGAUAUCCAAAGCCUUUGUCUACAGGCUCUCCAGGAUCUUUUGAAAAUCUGCAAGUGGCCCGUACUGUCAACUGCUGCGAGUCACUUUCAUUCGAGUGAAAGCCCUCAGGAGCUACGCGAUGUCCUCAUUCAGCUAUGCGAAAAAGAACAGUUCAACAAUGGAGUACAGAGAUCAAUCACCAAGUUCUGCAAAGAGCGGGCCGAAACUAUCAAGCCCUACCAGUUACGAUUUGUCCAGCUUUCCGACAAACUCUUGAAAAAUGCCCAAGAAAUCGGAUGCAGUGUCAACGAUUCCGGUCCGUAUCUUCAUCUCCGUCCUCUUGGGCAUGAUGUGUACCCCGACGACGUUUAUAAGCUGCUUCUUCAGGGGACCAAGAGCCUCGCAACGUGUGCGCACCAAUACCACAAUGCACCGGCUCUCAGUGGUUUCACGGGAGAUGAUUGGCAUCUAACUAUGCUCUGUCUCAAUUCCGGAAUUCGAUCAGAAAACAAGCGGGCGAUCUUCAACAUUAUAACCGCAACGCCGGAAAUGGUGUACUGGCAGGAAAUGGGCGUCACUGUCCCGAUAAAAGAUAUCGAACCAAACGAUGUGCAGAGACACCAGCAAGCCAAGCCCUUCGAUCCUUCUAAACCAUCUUUGAUGGAGUACGGUGAUAUUUGCAAACGUCUCGAGAAUCCUAGCUAUGCCAAAUUGUAUCUCGUCGAGCACAAGAUCAAGCUAUCUUAUACCGUUGCUCGAGCCUUCUGGCAAUUUUAUAAUUCGGAACUAAUGAAUGCGAGAUGGACAAGCGAGGACAUCGUCUUCAUCCCCCUCAAUAAGGAAUUCUCACCAACGGAAGGAAUCCCUCUGAGGGCCUUCGUUCCGUUUCCCUUCGGCCCUCGAUACAAGAAAUCGCCACAAGAAUUCUGCCAGGAGGACCAAUUCACCCAUCGAUAUCCCAGAAUACUGUAUCUGGGCAUUAUUCUCUUGGAAAUCGGGCUUGGCCAGGCACUCAGACUGGAGCACAACCCGAAACUCAGCCUCCUUGCACACAUAAACACAGCCCAUGCCAAAGCCAAGAUGAAGUUAAAGGAACUGGAUGAUGCUGAAUGGGAUGGCUUCCGGUGGAAGGAAUAUUUCGUCGAAGCCGUCAGAAACUGUUUUGACUCUACCAAUUUCAAAGAGAGCCCAAGGCUACGAAACCCCAGACAACGAGGCAGUUCAGAGUGUGCCGACAAUGACGCCAAAGAUUCGGCCUUUCUGGAAAGAAGAGACGCCCUGUACCAAAAGGUUGUUGCUCCCUUGUUGUGGUUGGCUACGACGGGGUUCGAAGACUCGGAAGAAGUGCCACUGGUACCCAUUCGAAAGAAGAUACGCCGCCAACCAACACUUGCGAAAAAUGGAGAUGAGGAACUGCAAACCUUUUGGAAUGAAAUACAUGCUCGCCCUUCGUUGAUGUCUGGUAGUUCAAUCAGCACCGAGGGAUUUCUUGAAGAUCUUCAAAUAAUAGCGGGGCAUAUAGCACGCUGUCGGCGGCUGGCCAAGGCGACAAAACCAAUCCGCGUCGCGAUUUUGGAUACUGGGUGUCACAGAGGCCUGCGCUUUUUUCAGAACCCCCAAAGAUUCAAUAGGCUCAAGGGCUGGAAGGACUUCACCUCUGCAGGCUCGGAAAGUGAGAUUGACACAUUCGGCCACGGAACAUUCAUGGCACGGCUACUUAUGCAUGUUGCGCCGAUAAUUGAUGUAUAUGUGGUUCGAGUUGCAGAGAAUACAGAAGACCUGGAAACCCAAGAAAAUAGCAUUGCCAAGGCUAUCGAGUUCGCGGGUUUGGACCCAGAUUGGAACGUCGACAUCAUUUCCAUGUCGUUUGGCUUCCCCAAUAAGCCCGGGGUGAAACACGCCGUCAUUUCGGAUGCUAUUGAUAAAAUCAAGAAGGAUCGUAAUGAUUCAGUACUAUUUCUCGCGAGCGCCGGAAACUCAUGGGAGAGGAGAGUUGAUUUCCCCGCCAGCCACCAAGAAGUCAUACCCAUUUACGCCGCCGAUGCCACAGGGGCUUUCCUACGCUCGAAUCCAGCCCGCGCAGGCAAAGGGUCUGAAAAGCUAGGUACUUACGGCACAGAUAUCCCGACCUCCAUCCUCGAGGAAAUCCAAGAAGCCUUUCCCAAAGCGGCUCUCAGCGCCGGCACUUCGCUCGCAACAGCAAUCGCAGCUGGAAUCGUCGCCAUGAUGCUCUCGUACAUCGAAGCAGUACCGGCACUCCUCCAACUCCGGGGGUUUCAGGAGGUCUGCGCCAAGCUCUACACGAAAAGAGGGAUGGAAAAUAUGCUACAUGUCAUGUCGUUGACGACUGGCUACCGGCAACAGUUUAUUAACCCAGUACACUUCUGGGGAGAGAAGAAGACAGACGUAGAUGUCUUUAUUUCCAUUUGCAGCGCGGUUGAGAAGAUGAAUAACGAGACAUGA